UUCCGGUCCUUUUCCUGCGCCGCCAUCUUACUUCCGGUUUCCACGGGGGUGGGUUGUGGCCUCAGUCCUGGGACAGCCUGGUAGGACAUCUACAGGUAGUCAGACGCCCGCCUUCUGCUGUGAUUGCAAGGUACUCCAUGUGCCUUAGAAAGCGAGGGAAAUGAACACAGUUGUGGGGUUGGUGACAUUUGAGGAUGUCUGUGUGGACUUCACCUGGGAUGAGUGGCAGGACCUGGAUGAUGCUCAGAGGAAGCUCUACAGGGACGUGAUGCUGGAGACCUACAGCAGCCUGGAGUCCUUGAACCAGUGUGAUGCCAAACCUGAGUUGAUCCUGAAGUUGGAGCAAGGAGCUGAGCCAUGGAAGGAAGAAGAUGUCCCAAACCAGAGCCUCCCAGCUGUGGAGAAUGUGAAGAGCCUGAACAACACCAGUUGGGACAAUCAAAAGAGAUAUUUGAACCACCUGGUAAUCACUGGCAACUCAUCAACUGAGGAGCGGGUCAAAUUUGGGAAAAUAUUUAAUAUGAGUUCAAACCAUGUUUUACGCCUGGCUAAUAAGAAUAGUAACUCUUCCAAAAUGAGAUCUGAGGUGCUUGAUAUAUGGGAAAGUGUGUAUCUCCCUGGUGAGCACAGUGAGAUGCAGCCUGUAGAGGAACUUGAUCAUACCACAACCAGGAUGUCAUGCGGACCUCCUGAGCCUUUUAGUCUGGAUCACAGUGUUGAAAGCGGGCAACAGCACUUUCAGUGUAGUCACCAUGAAGCCUUCAACGUGAACACUGUAUGGACACAUAAGGUGUUUCCUCUGGGAGAUAAUUUGAGUAAGUUAAAGGAAUGUAAGUUGACUCUUAGUGCCCAAGGGACUCACAUAAGGGAAGAAACUUUUGACUGCAGCUUCUGUAAGAAAUCAUUCUCUGACAAGUGUAAUCAUACUCAGCAUGUGAAAACACGCAUAAAGAGCAAAUGUGAUAAACAUUCUGAUUGUGAACCAACAUGUAAUACAAAACCAGGCCUUAUAAAUCUUCAGAGCACUCUGCAUGCGUGGGAAAAGCCCUGUGUGUGUAAUAACAAUGAGAAAUGUGUGUGCCGGACGCCAAAGCAGAGGGUUACUCAGAGUGUCUUCUCAAGUAAAGAGAGUCAUUGUGCGAAAAAAAUCAGUGUGCACCAGAGACCUCACGCAGGUAGAAAACCCCAUGAAUGCAAUACAUCUGCAAAAAUCAACAAGCAACCUCGUAGACGGCACAGAUGUGGGAGAACCUAUCAGUGCAAGGUAUGCGGGAAAGCCUUUAAACACACACAAAACCUCUACUUACACUACAGAACUCACACUGGUGAGAAGCCGUAUGAGUGUAAAGAGUGUAAGAAAUUGUUCAGUGUGAAGUCAAAUCUCAGUGUACAUCAGAAAACUCACACAGGAGAGAAACCCUAUGAGUGUAACAUAUGUGGAAAUGCCUUUAAAAGGAGGUGUGACCUAACUGUCCAUCAGAGAGUUCACACAGGGGAGAAGCCCUACGAGUGUAAAGAAUGCAGGAAAACCUUCAGUAUAAAGUCAGGGCUCAUUGUACAUCAGAGAAUUCACACAGGCGAGAAACCAUAUGAAUGUAAUGUAUGUGGAAAACGUUUUAACCAGAAGUCAAAUCUCUCUACACAUGAGAAAAUUCACACAGGUGAGAAACCCUUUGAAUGUAAAGAAUGUAGGAAAUCAUUUAGUGUCAAGUCGUAUCUCACCAUACAUCAAAAAACUCACUUGGGUGAGAAAGCUCAUGCAUGAAAUCUGGGGAAGCCUUCUGUCAGAAGACAAACCUCCACAGGCAGCAUAGAGCUUACCCAGGUGAGGAACCUACGAACAUAAAGAAUGUAGGCAAAGUUUAAGUCACUUGUCACCUUUCCCUGAACCUUGGGUGAAGAUUCCUGUAAAGGUUGCAGGGAAUCUGUCAGCCCUAAGUCAAAUUUCAUUAAUUAGUGGACCCAAAACAUAAGAGACCUACCAGUGUGGGGUGUGUUCAGAGACUUCUGCCAGAUGUCAGACUUUGGUUGUUAGAGAACUCUACAGGUAAGAAACCUUCUGGCUGUAAGAUCUGGAAAGAGUCAUUCUUCACAAGCCUGGAACAUUCAUACUGAUGAGGAACCCUGUGAAUGUAGCUAUGUGCAAGGUCUUUUAGUCAGUAAUCCCAUCGCUGAAUUUGAAUUCACACAGAUAAGAAGAUCUGUGAGUACAAAGAGUGUAGGAAAGCAUUUCAGACAUUUGUCAUCUCUCCAUGUAUCACAGAACUCAGAGUUGAGAGAUGCUUAUCAGUGCAAUCUAUAGAACGGUCACCUGCCAGAUGUUGAACCUACAUACACAGUAGAGAAACCUCACAGUUGAGAGGCCUUCUGAAUGCCAACAAAUGUACAGCAGAGUACUUGAAAACGGAAAGGGAAGGAGGUCUCGAUAGCAGGUACAACUCACUGCACAGCACACACACACAGCUGAGUGACUGUUUGAAUUCAGUGUACGUGGAGAAACCUGUCCCCAGAUUUCAGGUCUCGGCAACCAUUAGGUGAGGAGCCCUCUGAAUGUAAAUCAUCCUUCACUGCAAACCAAAGAAGACAAGUAGGAUAAGCCAUAUCAAUUUAAUAUGUGCAAAAACUUAGUUCUAUAAGAUAGACAUCUGCCUCCACUAGAGACCCACACAAACACAAAACCCUGCGAGUAUAAAAACUGAAAAAAAAACUGAAUUUAAAGAAUGUAAAAAGUAUCUCUUAUUUUUGGGGUAUGUGCAAGAACUGGCAUAGGUAACCAUGAUCCCACCAGGUAAGUAUAACAGACAUUUGUGUGCAUCAGAAAACCCUUCACUGCAGUGGAACCACAAGACUUACAAAUUCAAACACUCUGGAAAGCUUGCGGACUGGAAGUACAUGAAUGUAAUGUGUGUAGCCAACCUGUUUAUGGGAAGUUGACCUCCACAUUGGAGAAUUCAUCAGAGGGAAUGCUGUUAACCUGUGGGAAAGCAUAUCUAGAAUGGUUAUGGAUAUGGAAAAUGUCCUUGUGAGAAGUCCUGUAAGCAGAGUUCUCGUGUGCUAAGAUUUACCUUUUCUUUUGCUCUAAGAUUGGCAGCCUAUAUGUGUAGUGUUAUGAAGACAACAUGGCCAGAGCUCUGUAGGAACUUUAACAUUGGUCAUGACUUUUCUUUCCCGCCUCAACCCCCAGUUCCUGCAAUGUAUUAUCCAUGGAUUUGUGCUCAUGGCCUAAAAGCAGAUAUGAUUGUCUUUGGAGAGAAGGAGGGAUAGAGAAUGACACUGAUUUAUAGACAUGCUUUAUUAGAGAGGGCAGAGGCUUUAUGUGUGUUUAUAAAUCUCUUCUUUGUAUAAGUGAUAUAACCUUUUUGAAAGAUAAUGCAAAAUCAUUGGGCCCCGUUUUAAAAGUAUUUCAGACAGGGGGCCUUUCAUGCUAGAAAAUUCACCCAACAGAGGGCCCUUCUUGUCACCUUUGUAUUUUCAAGCCAUUUUGUGGAGAAAAAGAAACAUGAAAUUUCAAUAAAUUCUCAAUGCCUUACCUGGCAGCAGCAUUUCAUUUAUGAGAUACUAAAGUAUGUUUCAUAUGUGAAACAUAUGUAUAUCCAUAAAACAUUAAAAUUCAUGUAUAUCAGAAGUCAUUCAUAAAAAUUGUCAGUUUCUUUUUUUUUUUUUUUUUUUUUGGUUUUUCGAGACAGGGUUUCUCUGUGGCUUUAGAGGCUGUCCUGGAACUCGCUUGGUAGUCCAGGCUGGUCUCAAACUCACAGAGAUCCACCUGCCUCUGCCUCCCGAGUGCUGGGAUUAAAGGCGUGCGCCACCAACGCCCGGCCCAAAAAUUGUCAGUUUCUAAGAAGUGUUAUAGUAUUAAAAUUAUUUUUGAACUAGGUGUGGUGGCAUAUGUCUUAAAUUCCAGAUCCCAGAAGACAGAGCAGUCAGAUGCAUACGAGUUUGAGGCCAGCCUGAUCUACACAGAGUUUUCCAGGCCAGCAGGGCUACACAGUGAAACCCUAUCUUUAAAAAAAAAUUGUUGAAUAUGCCAGAUGAUAAAUAUUUAUGAUGGUACCUGAUGCAGUGGUUUGGUCUACAUUUGAGAGCAUUUGUGUUUGUCACACCAAAGUUUGAGAGAUGCAGCUGACACUAGUGGGUAUCAGGGAUGCAUUUGAACUCCCUGAGGACUCUGUUGUCAUUUUCCUGAGGAGGCAUGAACAGAGAUAUGUACUCAGCCCAGAUAGGGCACUGACAACAGACCAAAUGAACAUUUCUGUCAAACUCCAAUCUGGUGAAUCCAGUGAGUUUGUUGAGGUUACAGGAGUAUGGGUGAGAGGUUGCCUAACAGGAACAGGAAUGAUUCCACAGCUGCAUCACUGAAAAGCCCACCCCAAUGGGGAUGACUUGUGAAAACUGAAACGCUUUCAGGAAACAAAGUAGGCCACAUAUAUAUAUCAGGUGAGAGAGUCUCCUCCCUCCCCAGCAGCCCUUUCUGUUUUUAUAAACUUGGAAAAGGAAUGGGCCUUGUGCAUCUUACACAUUUUGGAGGGCUUCAAAGUCUUUAGGGGUAUAUAUACAUAUCCUAGUCAUAAUGAGCCUUCCUCCAGGGUAGGAAUGUUUUAAUUCAGAAGGUACUGAUACACAUUAGGCACAAUAUCCUGACAUAUGUAAGGUUUGUGUGUGUGAUUUUAUCACAUUAGCAGAUGUUCACUGUAUGCAGGAACAUGCAGGAAAUACACUUAUUGUAAUGUCUAUUGUGAUUUCAUUAGAGUUGUCUACGUUAAAUACUAUCCUAGCCUGUUUACAUCUUGUAAGCUUCUAGUUUGUAUUUUCUUAUAACAUAUAAGUGUAUAUGGUGAGUGUCACCAACUAUCUGCCAAGUAUUGACAUUUGUGUUUUUCUAAUAUGGUGAUGUCCUAGAGUGAGCCAGUGUUUCUAAGAGAGUAAGUAUCAGGGUAGAAAAACAUGAAUAAAGAUAUUUUUCACAGCUA
Molecule: messenger RNA, 4967 nt
Organism: Mesocricetus auratus (golden hamster)
Lineage: Eukaryota; Metazoa; Chordata; Mammalia; Rodentia; Cricetidae
Product: zinc finger protein 39
Exons: 5
Coding region: 161-1765 (534 amino acids)
Biological process (GO): regulation of transcription by RNA polymerase II
Cellular component (GO): nucleus
Molecular function (GO): DNA-binding transcription activator activity, RNA polymerase II-specific; RNA polymerase II cis-regulatory region sequence-specific DNA binding
Source: RefSeq, a predicted model, not a curated record